Canariomyces notabilis is the source of this 852-nucleotide messenger RNA. RefSeq lists its product as uncharacterized. Gene Ontology annotation, molecular function: ATPase inhibitor activity. Gene Ontology annotation, biological process: negative regulation of ATP-dependent activity. Gene Ontology annotation, cellular component: mitochondrion. NCBI's taxonomy places the organism in Eukaryota, Fungi, Ascomycota, Sordariomycetes, Sordariales, Chaetomiaceae. Bases 123 to 416 code for a protein of 97 amino acids. The transcript is spliced from 3 exons. The record is from RefSeq and is a predicted model, not a curated record.
AGCAAGCUGUACAUUAGCAGCACCUCCAUCAAAGCAGCGCAUUGAGAAGAGCUUGUGUUUUCAUCAGUCAGACUUGUCACUGCUUCUCGCAAUUGAGACUUCCUCGAACAAUCCACGACACAAUGUUGCGCACUUCUGGUACUCGGCUCGCCCGAACGGCGAUGCUUUCUCGCCCUUUCUCCACGACGGCGCGCGCCCUGUCGGCCGGCGACACCGGCGCACCGCCAAAGUCCGGUGGCCAAGGAGACGCUUUCCAAAGGCGGGAGCGCGCCAACGAGGAUCUGGCCAUCCGCAUGCGCGAGAAGGAGAAGCUCAUGGAGCUUAAGAAGAAGCUUGCCGAGCAGCAGGCUCACAUCAAGGCUCUCUCUGACCACAUCGACGAGAUUACCCGGGAGCAAGGGGGCGAGCACAACUAAAAUGGGAUUUGGUCUGCCUCUCCCCCCGACAAUCAUCCUGCGCUAUGAACGGAGUCCGUCAUCAGUCUAUGUGUUUGGGAGAGAGAGAAUGGAUCCGGCAAUGGGUGCUUGUUAACAUCUGCUUGAAUUGACAAGCGUUAAGAAUCACGCAGCUCUCAUUUUUCCUUGUCACCGGGGGGUAGGAUAAACCACUUGUACAGUACAUAUUUCAUUCUGCGAGCAAAGUCAAGCUACCUAGCUCUUGCUCUGUGCUACUACUAGCCGGCAUCGUCCAGUAUACUCGUCGGAUGUGAUACGAUGCCGGCUUGUCCUUUCCGCUCUUCCCUGGCACAGCCUGCCGAAACCCCUAAUCAAACAAACCAACACCUAGCCCAACACAACCACAUUAACUUAACGACGCUCAGAAAUUCACUUGUACGAGCCCCGGUAGGACCGG